GUGGUGUUGGUGGGCUUAAAAAGAGCUGCAGUUCUGGGGAAAGUCACACAUCUGUAAACUCUCAGAGUGAGCGAUUCAGACAGAAUGAUGGGCCUCCUCUCUCUCCUGCUCCUCGUCAGCACAACUCUACUGAUGUCCACUUCUUCUUCUCAUGCCAGUGGAGCAGUAACUCUGUGCUGUAUGGAGAUUAAAGGCACUAUGGUGCGUCGUGACCUGAUCAAGCGCUACUACAUACAAGACACAGCCAUGUGUAACAUCAAGGCAGUCACGUUUGUCACAGUGAAAGGCAUACGAAUCUGCUCUGACCCUUCAAACCCCUGGGCAAAGAAAACCAUGCAGUACCUGGACAAUAAGAACAAGCCUCACACACUGAAAAAACAUCACAUCACAUCAACUACUACUACUACGACCACCACCGCACAACCAGCAAAACACAACGCUCACAAAACAACAUUUUCAGCUCACAACCCCAAAAUUGCAUCUCAAUGGCCAACAACUCUUACCACAAGACAAUGAAGAACAUAGAAUGUUCCAGUUAUCUCAUAGUAAAUCAGACUAUUGACUUUGAAUAUUUGAACAUUCUCAAAAUGCUGUGUUUAUAACAUUGUUAUAAUUUUUUUUUUUUUUUUUACAAUGUACAAUAUUUAUGUCACUUUAAUGAAUAUCUGGUCACAAUUUAUUUCGAUAGUCCGGAUAGUCCAUCUGUAGAUGUUUAAGAUGGACAUACUAUCAACAAACAAUCUUUUGACAAGCAAGUGCUUGCUAAGGUGACGGUUAGGGUAAUGGUUAGGUUUAGAAUAAAGGUCAGGGUAAGGGUUAAGGUUAGGGCUAGGGCUAGGGUUAAGGUAAGGGUUAAGUUUAGGGUUAGAAUAAGGGUUAAGGUUAGGGCUAGGGUUAAGGUAAGGGUUAAGUUUAGGGUUAGAAUAAGGGUUAGAUAUAGAGCAUCUAAGGAUGGACUAUCCAAAUAAAGUGUUACCAAGUAUCUUAAUAUAUUUAUAAAUUAAUCAAUUAAAUUCACUUCCAUAGUGAAUUUAAUGAUUGUGAUUGUGUUAACUUGCUGACUAUUUGCCAGUAUGCCUGAAUAAUGUAUAAUGUUUCCUUAUAAGGGUUGACUUGUUGUCCAUCUGGUGAUGGUUCUUGUGCAAAAUGGCUGCCAAACAUCACCCAGAUGGUUGCCAGACGUUAGCAAUGGAUGCGCACUGUACAAUGCUGGCUACUGCAGGUGACUGCUGUAGGUAUAUUAGUCACUUUGCUUGUUUCACUGAUGACCCACAAGACCCAUAAGUUCAAUGGACAUCACACUGGCCAUGCUACAAUGGACAGAAGGAUAGACGCAAAUGUUACACAAAUGCUUUUAACCCAUAACUUGAACUUUAACUUUACCCUGAAUCUGAGCUUUUUACCGAAUUUGAAACAGGGCAAGUUUCUCAAGUACUUGCUCAUCAGUUCAGAAAAAAUCAAAAAUUGGUCAGUGGGUCACAGAGGGAAAGCUAUGGGGGACUAACAUAAUUACAGUCUGGAUGUUGUUUCCACCAUAUCACCAUGUACACUUACAUGUGGUUGGAGCUCCAGUGGAGCAAUCGGUUAGCAUGUGGUGUACUUACUAACAUGUAUCUGUAAAUAGGUUACUACAUGUGGGAGGAGAGAAAGUUAUAGGUCUAUCUCUGUUAUCCGUGGGGGUUUUGGGUGAUUGGCCAUUGUGGAGUUAAUAUGACUGUUUGAGGUAUAGUGGAUGUUCUUACAUGCCACAGCGGGUUUUCCCCUCCCCUCUGAACAGACAUUAACGAACACCUCCAUUACUGUUUCCACCGCUCCAUUACAAGUCACAUCACUAUGUGCAUUAUGAAUACUACACUGCUCAAAAAAAUAAAGGGAACACUUAAACAACACAAUGUAACUCCAAGUCAAUCACACUUCUGUGAAA
Messenger RNA from Salmo salar (Atlantic salmon), 1924 nucleotides. The record is from RefSeq and is a predicted model, not a curated record. NCBI's taxonomy places the organism in Eukaryota, Metazoa, Chordata, Actinopteri, Salmoniformes, Salmonidae.